GCCGUGUGUUGUCGUGCGUGGGGCUGCGUGGGCUGGGUGAUGGAGCCACAGGUUUGCGUGACAAGGUGGCACUUGCUGGCGGCCGGACACCAGAAUGGAGAGAGCGAUGCCCAUUUUUGGGAGAGGAGGUUUCCCCCGUGCCCUUCUCCCAGUGAACGUAGGGCUGGGCAAUGGGUUUGUGCCAAGGGCCAGAUCUGGGACCCACCAAACCCGUCCCAUGCCAUGGUCCCUGAGCUGUCAUUAGUGAGGAGCUGCGCUUGCUCCCCACUGAGCUGAGCGUCUGGCCUGCAAACGAGAAACCAUCGUUUACUACAAGGCGGCUUUGAGGAACAAGUCUCUACUGUGCGACACCGUGAGGGGUCCCAGAGCUCAGUGGCGGUGGUUCCUCUGUCCUUGUUGCGGUGGCCGGAGGCACGUGCUGAUGCUGGGCUUGGUGUUUGACUUCUGGCAGCGGUUGUGACCAAGUGCGGUGUCACUGGCCCUCAGAGCUGGCUCAUCUCGGGGACCAUCGGGUGCAGGAAAGCCAGGCUGUGCGCUCUCCUCGGCCCGAGCCCGCGGUGGGUGUCCCCAGCGCGCAGAGAGCCUGAGGCGCGAUGCUGGCGGGGCCUCGGCCGUUGCGCAGCUGUGCGCGGCGCGGGAGCGCUGAGAUCAGCGGGUGCGGCUGGGAUUCCUCGGCUCCCGCCGGAGCUGUCUGGCAGCUCAUUUACGGUGAUGUUAUUGCCAGGCGUGCUGUGUCACCCCAGCAACCGCGGUGCAGCCCCCACUGCCCCUUCCCUGGGUGGGCGGGGGCCAGCGAGGUCUCCCCUGCUCGGCAUGGAGCAGCAGCCAGGAACAGGCUCUGCUCCCCGGCGGGCUCCCCGUUCCCAGCUGUCGGCGGAAGGGCCGGUUGUUUACCGGGGCAGAGGGUGUGGGAAGGGCAGCCUGUGCCUGAGAGCACCCGGCGUCCCCAAGCUGGUACCAUGGAGGCACCCAGCAGGACCCCCGCCAGCCCGACCCGCAGAGUCCAGACCAUCAUCCAGAACAGCCCCCUGGACCUGAUCGACACGGGCAAGGGGCUGAAGGUGCAGACAGAGAAGCCGCACUUGGUGAGCCUGGGCAGCGGCCGCCUCAGCACGGCCAUCACGCUCCUGCCUCUGGAGGAAGGGAGGACCACCAUUGGCACGGCUGCAAGGGACAUCGUCCUGCAGGGCCCCGGGCUGCAGCCCCAGCACUGCUUCAUUGAGAACGUGCAGGGGACGCUCACCCUGCACCCCUGCGGCAACGCCUGCGCCAUCGACGGCGUGCCGCUGCGGCGGCCCAUGCGCCUCACCCAAGGGUGCACCAUCUGCCUGGGCCAGGCCACCUUCCUGCGCUUCAACCACCCUGCCGAGGCCAAGUGGAUGAAGAGCAUGAUCCCGGCGGGGGACAGGAGCCCGGCGGCUCUCUACGGGCUGCCAGCAAAGCCCGAGAUGCUGGUGAAUGGUGGCCGCCAACGUCCAGAGUGCGGGCACCCCAGCCACAGCUCUCUGGUCAGCUCCAUCGAGAAGGACCUGCAGGACAUCAUGGACUCGCUGGUGCUGGAGGAGCCGCCGUCCCCUGGCGGCAAGAAGCCACUUGCCUGUGGACGGUCCCCAAUGUCCCCCGUGCUAAACGGCGGCGGCCACUGCCUCCUGUCCCCCCCGCCCAGCCCCGGGGCUGCCUCGGGGGGCUCCAGCUAUGAGAACACCUCCCCACCCUUCUCCCCGCUGUCCUCCCCGGCCAGCAGCGGUGGCUACACCAGCCCCUCGCCCAGCAGCCAGGAGCAGGGCCCGGCCGUGCCACCCCUCGUCCCGCUGCGCUCCUCCAGCUACAACCACGCUGUGCAGCCGCCCCCCCAGUGCCCACCCCCCACGCCUGGCGGGGGUCCCGGCGAGUCCUGGCCCAGGGACCAGCGCGCCGGCAGCCCCCGGCUGACCCCCCGUCCAGCCCCGCGGCCACGGGCAGCCCUGCAGGAGCGACCCCCCAGCCCUUUCCGUGAGCCGCGGGACCCCCCGGCCCCCAGCCGGCAGCCCCUCGGCAGGGUGGUUGCGGAGACGCGGCUGCAGCCCCCCGAGAGCCCGCGGGCAGCCCGGCGGAACGUGGACAGCAUGCGGGAGCUGCCCCCUCUGAGCCCCUUGCUGUCACGCCGGGCCGGCAGCCCCCGGGCAGCCCCCGACGCCCCCUCCCCACAGCCCCGGCUGGGCAGGGAGGUGCCUGGCAGCCCCCGCGCCCGGCGCAAGGGCCCGGAGGAGCAGCGGGGCGCAGGGAGCCCCUUGCCCUCGCUGCUGGCAGAGGCCGCCCCGCGCCGCCCCAGCUUCGGCACUUGCCUGAGCCCAGCGUACGGGCUGGGCUCCCCGGUGGUGCCGUCACCCCGGCAGAGCCCUCGCACCCCCAGGAAGCCCCUUGGGGACCCCCAGCCGCCAGUGGGGCUGCGGGAGCGCAAGAACAGCAUCACCGAGAUCAGCGACAACGAGGACGAGCUGCUGGAGUAUCACCGGCGGCAGCGGCAGGAGCGGGUGCGGGAGCAGGAGAUGGAGCGGCUGGAGCGGCAGCGCCUGGAGACCAUCCUGAACCUCUGUGCCGAGUACACCAAGACGGAUGGUACUGAACCAGCCGACGUGCACCAGCUCCUGGCUGCGGAUGCUGGCUGGCGGGCACCCCGCGGUGCCGUGGCGCUGGGCCGUGCUGCCGAGGAGCCUGUCGUCCUGCGGCAGAGGGAGAGCCUGGAGCGGUCGGAUGAGGAGAACCUGAAGGAGGAGUGCAGCAGCACCGAGAGCACCCACCACGAGCACGAGGAGCUGGCGGGGCCCCGCGCCAAGGAGGCGCAGCAGCUGGAGGGGGAGCGGGCCGGCGUGCUGUGCCGCCUGGACCAGCUCAAGAGCCGCCUCAAGGAGCUGGAGCAGCAGCUGCAGGAGACGUCGCGAGAGGCGGAGCUGGAGCGGGCGCUGCUGCAGGGCGAGCGGGAGGUGGAGGCGGCGCGGCUGCGGCAGGAGCAGGAGGCAGCACAGCAGCUGCAGGAGAAGCUCUGCAGCCUGGACACCAGCAUCCGCCGGGAGCGUGACAAGGAAAGGGCAAAGGUUGAUGCUGAAAGGAAGGAGCUCGAGCAGCUCCGGGCACUUUACCAUGAGUCGAAGAGCCACCUCGCUCAGUGCCCCGAGUCACUGCGGGAGCAGCUGCAGGAGCAGGUGCGAAGGGAGGCGGAGGCGCUGGAGACAGAGGCGAAGCUGUUGGAGGACCUGGAGUUCCAGCAGCUGGAGCGAGAGAGCCGGCUGGAGGAGGAGCGGGAGGCGCGGGGGCAGCAGCUGCUGCAGGGCCGGGCCGAGUGCCAGCGCAGCAUCGCCCGCAGGAAGGAGCGAGUGGCCGCCCUGGACGCCCAGGUUGCCCAGAUCCGGCUGCAGAGUGCCCAGGAGACUGAGCGCCUGGCCCGGGAGAGGAAUGGCGUCCUGCAGCUGCUGCAGAAGGAGAAGGAGAAGCUCGUGUCCCUGGAGAGGCGAUACCAGCUCGUCACAGGCGGCAGGAGCUUCCCCAAAAUGUCCUCGGCUCUCAGAGAGGACACCCUCUGCAUCCCCGAGCCUUACGAGCUGUUGGAGGGAUUGCAGCCCCUGAGCCCCCCGCCAGCCGCUGCCGCCUCCUCCUUCGCUUCUGCCGCCCGCUCGCUCCCCGCGGCACACGAGGAGUACAUGAGGCUGUCUGACGUUUUCAGGUUCUGCCGCCGCGCGUACGGCCCCAGCCCGGACGCUAAAGCUUCUGCCGCUGCCCCCGCUGCUGCUCAGCGCUCUUUCUUGCUUGCUGUCCCUCCCGCAGCCGAUGAGUACGUGACCGUUGAGCAGCUCUCGGGCAUCCUCCGCGCCUCUGCCGCUUCCCCGCCGGGCUGUGCCCCUCCAGCUCCUUCAUCCUCGGUCUGCACCACUCCUGCUCUUCCUCCUCCUCCUCCAUCUCUCUCUUCUCCCUCCGGCUCUGCAGAGACGGAGCAGCCGCUGCCGGGAGGGCCCGUGUGGCUCCCUGCUCUUGACUUAGAGAAGUGGUACCGGGAGGCCAUGGCUGCCUUUGAGACUUCCUCCUGCUCUGUUUCUCCUUCUUCUUCCCCUCCUCCGCUCCCAGCUAAAGCUCACUCCUCUCACGGGCCCCUCCAGGUCUAUCGUGCCAAAACAGAGGGUGACGCCGGUGCCCUGAGCCCUCGGCUGAAGAGCGGGACCCCCUCGUCCUCGCAACUCAACCUCUCCGUGCUGGGGCGCAGCCCCUCGCCCAAGGUACAGCUGCCGGGGGGCCCAAAGCCCGGCACCAGCCCCCUGUCCCCGCGGCUGACCACCUGCCGUCCUGCCCAGGGCCCCCCCAGCCCGGCGGGCAGCCUGCCCCGCAACCUGGCGGCAACGCUGCAGGACAUCGAGGCCAAGCGGCAGCUGGCCCUGCAGCAGAAGGCCGAGCCGCCCCCCGCGGAGCCCUCGCAGCCAGGGGAUCUACCAGGCCAGCAGGUGAUCGAGGAGCAGAAGCGGCGGCUGGCGGAGCUGAAGCAGAAAGCGGCCGCUGAGGCUCAGUCGCAGUGGGAAGCCCUGCACGGGCAGCCCCCCUUCCCUGGCGCCUUCCCCCCGCUUGUGCAUCACUCCAUCCUGCACCACCACCGGCCCCAUGGCCCCGGGCCCCGCGCCGAGGAGCUGGACCACGCAUACGACACGCUCAGCCUGGAGAGCUCGGACAGCAUGGACACCAGCAUCUCCACUGGCAACGCCUCCGCCUGCUCGCCCGACACCGUCUCCAGCGCCAGCGGGAUGGAGGCCGGCAAGAUCGAGGAGAUGGAGAAGAUGCUGAAGGAGGCUCACGCGGAGAAGUCGCGGCUGAUGGAGUCCCGGGAGCGGGAGAUGGAGCUGCGGCGGCAGGCGCUGGAGGACGAGCGCCGGCGCCGGGAGCAGCUGGAGCGGCGGCUGCAGGACGAGACCGCGCGGCGGCAGAAGCUGGUGGAGAAGGAGGUCAAGCUGCGGGAGAAGCACUUCUCACAGGCUCGUCCCCUGACGCGCUACCUCCCCAUCCGCAAGGAGGAUUUCAACCUGCGUCUGCACAUCGAGUCCUCGGGCCACAGCGUGGACACCUGCUACCACAUCAUCCUGACGGAGAAGAUGUGCAAGGGCUACCUGGUCAAGAUGGGCGGCAAGAUCAAGUCCUGGAAGAAGCGCUGGUUUGUCUUCGACCGCAUGAAGCGCACCCUCUCCUACUACGUGGAUAAACAUGAGACGAAGCUGAAGGGCGUCAUCUACUUCCAAGCCAUUGAGGAGGUUUACUACGACCACCUCCGCAGUGCAGCCAAGAGCCCCAACCCUGCGCUCACGUUCUGCGUCAAGACCCACGACCGCCUGUACUACAUGGUGGCUCCGUCGGCCGAGGCCAUGCGCAUCUGGAUGGACGUCAUCGUCACCGGGGCCGAGGGCUACACGCAGUUCAUGAGCUGAGGGCGGGGGGCGCUGCACCCCCGGAGCUGCUGCUGAGGGGCCUCCCGGGGUCGGGUCCCCGCUGUGCCCCGUGCGUGCCACAGCCGCGCCCUUGUCCCCGUCCUGCACAGCCCAGGGAAUAAUGUUGUUGGUUUUUUUAAUGUUUACUUUUUAAAAACAAAGUUUAUGGGAAACAUCCAA
This is a messenger RNA of Columba livia (rock pigeon), 5618 nucleotides long. RefSeq names its product pleckstrin homology like domain family B member 1 (gene PHLDB1). Bases 594 to 5438 code for a protein of 1614 amino acids. Gene Ontology annotation, cellular component: basal cortex. Gene Ontology annotation, biological process: regulation of microtubule cytoskeleton organization. The transcript has 25 exons. The record is from RefSeq and is a predicted model, not a curated record. NCBI's taxonomy places the organism in Eukaryota, Metazoa, Chordata, Aves, Columbiformes, Columbidae. Gene Ontology annotation, molecular function: protein binding.